CUCCGCGGACCACCAGCAGAAGAAGACUGAGAGGCGGAUUUUCCGAACUAUAUUCCACCGCGGAAGAACGAAGAGAUUCCCGAUCCACGGGGUUGUCAGUUUUCCUGUCCGCAGUCAAGUUUGUUUCUUCGGCUACCACACGCUUGGAAUCUGGGCUCGGAAUCGCCAUGAUCCACCUAUGCGUCGUGCUGCUUCUCUCCGCCUCCGCCUUCUCAGAGUCGGUCCGGGAGACGGAGACCUGGAUGCCCAUGAAGUCCUCGCUGGGCGUGGCCAGGAUGUCGUACUUGGAGGAUGAUGUGGAGUCGUCGGGAGACUUUGCCAUCGACCAGGAUGAUGACGAUUAUUAUCCCAAUUAUGACGAUGAGGACGAAGACGAGGAUGACUUCUCCGGGUCGGGCGACAUUGAACCGAGCACGACGCCCGGACAAAGGCCACUGCCUUCUUCCACGCCCAACGUCAACGACAACAGGAUUCCAGAAGUCCAGCGCCCCGUGAGACCGACAGUCAAUGAGAUCGACCUGGUACGCAACAGCAACGAGAUCUCAAUUGACAAGAGCGAGCCGAACGACGAGCUGAUGUCUAAUGUGCUCAUGGCACACACGGCCGAGGAGAGCAUCCUCAACAAGACAGAGGUCCUGGCAGCUCUAGUGGUGGGUGGCGCCCUCUGCCUGCUGCUGGCAGUGCUGCUGGUGCUGCUGCUGGUCCACCGCAUGAAGAAGAAGGACGAGGGCAGCUACGACCUGGUCAGGAAGCCCAUCUACACCAAAGCGGCCACCGCCGAGAUCUACGCCUAAAUUGCCUCUUCCUCCUUUCAUCCUCACGACUGACUUCCUGCUUCGACACUCUCAGUGCACUGCGGACCAAUCGGAGUCCAUCAGACAGGAAAUUAUGCAAGCGCGUGGACAUGGCGAGCGCUGUCGCUAAACCUUUAUUUAUUUCUCUCAAAUGUCUAUUUUUAUUGUUAUUGAUCAACAUUUCAACCAUUGAGCCUCCACGCCUCAAUCAGCUGUCAAUCAUCACUCGUCCGGCAUGUUUUUUUAAAGGGAAAUUGUAUCAUUUGAGAGGGACGUCACUAAAGUUAACGCAAGCGCAGUGUGCGUAAGCAGCUUCGUUCAUAUGUUCACAGCAGGACAUAGUGGCAUUUCAAAGUUCUACUUUCUGUUUGACAAAAAUUUCAAAAAUAUUAGUUUCCUCAAAAUGAGACACUCCGGCAUGCAGCAUGCCACGCACACACCUGCAGGUUGUUUUUUUUUUUUUUUUGCCACUCCGUUUAAUUUCAAGCUACUUGGCAUUUGCCACAUAUCUCACCACACCGGGGUCCAAGGCCUCGACUGUCCUGCCACCUGUGGGCGGAACAUUUUCACCUCUCUUGCAGUAAAAUGGUACGAAUGCUAGUCAAGAAAAUGAAUCUUCAGCAUGAGCGUGACUUAGCCUGCGUAGCUAGAUUCAUAUUUUAUUUUUAAAUCUACGAGAAACGCUAACUCAGAUGUUUAUUCAAGACACUUUUUAAGUGAGGGUUUAGUCCGUGUUUUGUCGAUAAGCUACACAACUGUUGAGUUAUUCGGGUCCAUAAGCUACCCGUGAUGCACCGGUUUGUCGCUGACAUUUCUUUGGCGGCUGCAUCGCUAGCUGACACUGCCUCAAAUCUGUAAAUAAUAUUUAGAUACAAAUGUGAAACUGGAAAAAAGAGAAAUGAUUUCACGGUACUUUGCGACACAUGGCGCUGACAACCAGCUACCAAAUAUUUAAAUGCCAAAUAGUUUGUAAAGUUUUGAUACAACGGAAACACUAAUUUUGUAGCUUCACUUUUGUAGUAUUUAACUGUCCAGUAACUUUAUUGCCUUACUUCAGGUGGUGCUGUUGUACAUGUGAACGUUUUUCUACGUGCUAGUUUGAGAUUUCUGACUAAUAGUUGAAAUUUUGAGAGUUUUUAUCUUUUUAGACGUUUUUAUAUCAAGGUUCUCUCUCCACUGUAGAAAGAGAUGUUUGUGGCCGACAGUUUGUUCUGCUGCUUUGGUCUCAAAUGUGAAACCGACGAGUCGUUGGUUCAAGCAGCUUCUGUUAUUGAAAUAAAGCUUUUUUUUUUUUUUUUUCAAUUCACAAGAAUAACGUCUCAGAUUGUUU
Molecule: messenger RNA, 2124 nt
Organism: Synchiropus splendidus (mandarinfish)
Lineage: Eukaryota; Metazoa; Chordata; Actinopteri; Syngnathiformes; Callionymidae
Gene: sdc4
Product: syndecan 4
Exons: 5
Coding region: 168-794 (208 amino acids)
Biological process (GO): cell migration
Cellular component (GO): cell surface; membrane
Source: RefSeq, a predicted model, not a curated record